This is a messenger RNA of Limanda limanda (common dab), 4132 nucleotides long. It is a transcript of the gene gtpbp1l, whose product is annotated as GTP binding protein 1, like. The record is from RefSeq and is a predicted model, not a curated record. Gene Ontology annotation, molecular function: GTP binding; translation elongation factor activity; GTPase activity. Gene Ontology annotation, biological process: translational elongation. The transcript has 14 exons. The coding region runs from base 73 to 2040 and encodes 655 amino acids. Lineage: Eukaryota; Metazoa; Chordata; Actinopteri; Pleuronectiformes; Pleuronectidae.
CACACAGCGAAGCUAACAGGAAUCAACAGCUAAUCUAACAGUUAGCUUGUGACGUAGCCCGCGGCUCCUGAAAUGGCUUCGGAGACAGAAGCAGCGAUGUGCUCGGCUGCAGCGGCCGCAGCAGACUCCAUCGUGCCCGCCUGCAUGUUCGCUCCGGACCGGGGCUGCGCGGAGGACCUAGCCGGGGAGGAGGGCUUCGAGGACGGCGAGGAGACGAACGGCGAGCCCGCGUAUCAUCUGGACCUGAGCAGUAAGCUGGUUCUCGUGAGUCCAACAGCAGAACAGUACGACUCGUUACUACGACACUUGAGGGAGCGGAUAGAUGAGGGCUGUGGAGAGACCAUCUACGUGGUGGGAAUGGGCUCAGAUGGAGGUGACUAUGGUCUGGAUGAGAAGGACAUGGAGGCGUCGGUGGCCACGGUGAAGUCGCUGUGCGAGCAGAUCGAGGCUGACCUGAUCCUGCUGAGGCAGAGGAUAGACACUGGUGGACAGAUUCAGGACUACCUCAUCAGACGCCGUGUUGGCGAGGAGGAUUUCCUGGAAGUCAGAGUGGCGGUUGUAGGGAAUGUGGAUGCUGGGAAGAGCACUCUGUUGGGGGUUUUGACCCACGGCGAGCUGGACAACGGCAGAGGCUUCGCUCGCCAGAAGCUCUUUAGGCACAAGCACGAAAUGGAGAGCGGCAGGACGAGCAGCGUGGGCAACGAUAUCCUGGGAUUUGAUCAGGAGGGAGAGGUGGUUAACAAGCCCGACAGCCACGGCGGCAGCCUCGACUGGACCAAGAUCUGUGAGAAGUCCUCCAAGGUCAUCACCUUCAUCGACCUGGCCGGCCACGAGAAGUACCUCAAAACCACCGUCUUUGGCAUGACUGGACACCUGCCCGAUUUCUGCAUGCUCAUGGUUGGCAGUAACGCCGGCAUCGUUGGCAUGACCAAAGAGCACCUGGGUCUGGCACUGGCCCUAAAUGUGCCGGUGUUUGUCGUGGUUACUAAGAUCGACAUGUGUCCAGCCAACAUCUUGCAAGAGACACUAAAGUUAUUACAGAGGUUAUUAAAGAGUCCGGGCUGCAGAAAAAUCCCAGUGUUGGUCCAGAACAGGGAUGAUGUCAUCGUCACAGCCUCCAACUUCAGCUCCGAGAGGAUGUGUCCGAUCUUCCAGAUCUCAAACGUGACCGGGGAGAACAUGGACCUGCUGAAGAUGUUCCUCAACCUCCUGUCUUCUCGAACCAUCUUUAGCAAUGACGAGCCAGCAGAGUUCCAAAUAGACGACACAUACUCAGUACCGGGUGUGGGCACAGUAGUUUCUGGGACUACGUUACGCGGAAUGAUUCGGCUCAACGACACGCUGCUCUUAGGCCCCGACCCGCUCGGCACCUUCAUCCCCAUCGCCGUGAAAUCCAUCCACCGCAAAAGGAUGCCGGUGAAAGAGGUCCGCGGGGGACAGACGGCGUCCUUUGCUCUCAAAAAGAUCAAGCGUUCCUCCAUAAGGAAAGGAAUGGUGAUGGUCUCGCCAAAGCUGAUGCCACAGGCCACCUGGGAGUUCGAGGCAGAGAUUUUGGUGCUGCACCACCCGACUACGAUAUCACCGAGAUACCAGGCCAUGGUUCACUGUGGCAGCAUCAGGCAGACAGCCACCAUCCUGACGAUGAACAAAGACUGUCUGAGGACAGGGGACAAGGCCUCAGUCCAUUUCCGCUUCAUUAAGACGCCCGAGUACCUGCACUGUGACCAGAAGCUGGUGUUCAGGGAGGGACGCACCAAAGCUGUGGGCACGAUCAUCAAGCUUCUCCAAUCAGUGAGCACCCAGGCAGCCAAGGCCCAACUGUCCAAGAUGCAGGCCAGUAAAAAGACGUUUAAAGAGGGCACAGCGGCCAAUGAGGAGGCAGGAUCGUCAGCACGGCCGCCCAGUCCCAACGCAGCAAAUUUACCACUCAAGUCGGGCGGCGGCGGACGCAGGAGAGGAGGUCAGAGACAUCGAGGGAAGGGCCUGAACCCGGCAGCUAUCCCCACAGCAGUGACGGCAGGAGCAGCCGGCACAGCCUAAAAAAACCCCCACAGCAAGUCUCCUCAGCUCAUCAUCUCGUCACAGAGAGGAAAAGUGACUGCAUCGCCCUCUGGUGGUUGUACAUAGACUAACUGCGCAUGUUUCUUUCAUAUAAAAAAAAAGAUUAUUCUGUAUUUUUCAAUCCAAGCAGAGUGAAUCUUUCCCACAGAAAGUUGUUUUAAAGUUGUAUUGGCGUCUCCGCCUGUGGGCUGCUGAUGAUGAUCAAGUGUUUUUUUUAUAAUUUGGGUGUUUUCUUUUUGAAUUUUCGGGUUUCAUUACACAACAUUUGCUUUGGUAAGUUUUCGGGGGUUUUCACCUUGUCUGUGGUUCAUCAGAACUUCUCUCAUUGCAUUAACAGAUUCUCCCAGUGAGCAGAGGCAUCAGUCACUUUCCCUCCCUGAACGUUUUCCAACCUUCAAACCCUCUUGUUCUGCAUCUUUCUCGUGUUCAACACAACCUGGUUUCCUGUGUUCAGCUUAACGCACGGCAUUAGUCUCCAGACAAUCAGCUCAGUCAUUUAAAGAGGUAGAGAAACUGUAUUUAGCUCCCGAAUGCUUCCUCUCACUGAGACUGACAGCUGGAUUUUAGUUUUCAAGUGAAAUGGAACUGGUGAGGGGUACGAGUGUCUGACAGCAGAUACAUUAGGAGUCAGAUGUGUUGGCUCAUCCUUCAGCUGUUGGUCUCUCCUGCUGAUAAUCGUUCACUGGUGUCCCACUGGGACGUUGUUUUCUUACCUUGGGAACGUGGCCACUGAUGCACUAGUGUUUAUCCUGACGUCACUCGUCAGGAAACAUCUCUGCGCAGAUGAAGACAAAACACGGUCUCAUGUAUUUUAUAACCUUAAUGCUAAACCCACUGUCUGAAAGCCCACGUUGUCGUUUUAAUAUUCAUGCAGGUGUCGUGUUGCCAAAUCAGAAAAGGUCUGAAUUGUUCCUGCUUUCUCUCCAGUCAAGUCCAGUGUUAGUGAGGUUCUGUCACUUGUGCAGGUCAUAGUGAGGUCACCCACACUCAGCUGUCUGUUUAUUAGGUACACCUGGCUUAAACUAAAGAUUCUAUCCACAGGAAGACUACAUUCAAAACUUUCUAGUGUUUGUAGCACUGGCAGGUGUCUCUAUUAUUUUGUCCACCCCAUUCACAUCACAAGGAUAGAAACCAAUCCUCCGUAGUGUCCAAGCAGUUCAAUGUAAAACAGUUUCAACACAUUAGAACCGUCGUGAAGGGAGAUUCACUGCAGGACUUAGUUUGAGCUGCUUGUUCCUAAUAAAGUGGAAACUGAGUGAACAAUAAGCCAAAAGGCUGUAAAGCACAAAGUUUCUUCCAUUAUGCUGCCGUGUGACAGCCAGAAAAAAUCCAGAAGCUGAUCCUCUCACGCGCAGAAAGAUUCAUCCUGUAUUUGUACUCAUGGUGUUUCACACUUUAAAAGUCAAAAGCCAAGUAAGAACAUAUGAAAAUCACCAGAAGAUGAUUCUGCACAUUACGUCAUUUCACUCCAUAUGAAGAAGUAGCUGCAGAACAUAUUGUCAAAGAGGAAUUUAUAUAACACAGGUUGGAAGGAAUUUCUUUCAUGUUGAUGAGAAACCAUAAAAAAACAGAAACUUUUUGUUAACAAAAGAGUUUUAAAAAGUCAUUUUUAUCUUAUAAGCUUUAAUAUAUGAACCGGUGAUCACAUCAGAUUGUGCAAAAGCUAAACCGAGUUUAUUUCCACCAACAACUUCAACCUUUUUUUUCUCACUGGUUUUUAAAAAGAUGUUUAUGACCUCGUUCCCAGUUUUGAAGUUAUUACAGUUUUAGGGUCUUUUUCAAAUUUCAUACUGGUCAGUCUGAGUCUAUGGAUCUUAAAUAACACAUUUUACGACGAUCACAAACUCGCAGAAUGUUUCCCUCUUCUCUCCUUUUGACUGUUUUCAUUCUUACUGGUUGUGCAUGGAGUUAUUUUUGAAGGGACACAUUUUGUGUGUAUCUAUGUACAAAAAAAGAUUAAAAAGAGUUGUGCAGACGAACUAAGGUUAAAAAAAGAAAAAAGAUGCCAUUUAAAUUAAGUGGUGUCAGUUUGUGUUGUAAAUCCUUUUAAAUAAAGAUGUUAUAGAAAGAA